Molecule: messenger RNA, 1292 nt
Organism: Neocloeon triangulifer
Lineage: Eukaryota; Metazoa; Arthropoda; Insecta; Ephemeroptera; Baetidae
Gene: Rpn13
Product: proteasomal ubiquitin receptor ADRM1 homolog
Exons: 5
Coding region: 100-1122 (340 amino acids)
Biological process (GO): ubiquitin-dependent protein catabolic process
Cellular component (GO): proteasome regulatory particle, lid subcomplex; nucleus; cytoplasm
Molecular function (GO): ubiquitin binding; proteasome binding; endopeptidase activator activity
Source: RefSeq, a predicted model, not a curated record
UCAUUUUACCUUAACCGGUUGACACAAUUAGGCCGACAGAAAACAACCAGCGAAAAACUUUCUCUCAAAUUCGGCUUUCGGCAUCGUUUUUUGGGCAAAAUGAGCUCUCGCGGUGCCCUAUUCUGCAGCGGCGGUGGUGCCAGAGGUGCCAACAAGCACCUGGUCGAGUUCCGCGCAGGCAAGAUGACUCAGAAGGGCAAAAUGGUGCAUCCGGACAAGCGCAAGGGCCUGCUCUACGUGUACCAGGCCGAAGACUCGUUGAUGCACCUCUGCUGGAAGGAGCGCCACUCUUCAAGCGUCGAAGAUGACUUGAUCAUCUUCCCGGAUGACUGCGAGUACAAGCGAGUGCCUCAAUGUACCACGGGGCGGGUGUACGUCCUCAAGUUCAAGUCGUCGCACCGUCUCUUCUUUUUCUGGAUGCAGGAGACGAAGAUCGACAAGGACGACGACUUGUGCAAGAAGGUCAAUGAACUUCUCAACAAUCCGCCCACGCCAGGCUCCUCUCGAAGCGGUGGCGCUACACCAGGUGAUAGUGACCUCCAGAGUCUGUUGAAUACCAUGAGCCAGCAGCAGCUGAUGCAGUUCUUUGGCAACGUCGGCCAGAUCGGCAAUCUGAGUAGCCUCUUGGGUCCCUCCGGAAGUCCCUCUUCUGGAGGUACUGCUAUAAGCUCCAGGACGCCAACCCGUUCGUCUGCCUCGUCUAAGCCUAGUGCUGAGAAGGCAAGCUCUUCAGAGCCUAAAGCUGCUCCUGAACAGCCAGCCGAGGGGAACGUUGAUUUGUCAAGUUCUCUGACUGUGGAGAAUCUGCAAGCAAUGCUGGCCGACCCGACAACUGUGAGGCAGCUGCAACGUCACUUGCCUCCACUGACGGAUUCAACUUCAGAGGCCGAGCAGCUCAGGACGACCCUGCAGUCGCCCCAAUUCCAGCAGGCUGUGAGCAUGUUCAGUGCCGCUCUGCAGUCAGGCCAGUUAGGCCCAGUGGUGCAGCAGUUUGAGGUUGGCGCCGACGCUGUCCGGGCCGCCAACCAGGGCGACCUCGAAGAGUUCGUUCGCUCCCUGCAGCGCCACCCUCGUGACUCCGAGCAACCCCCCGACUCGGAAAGCCAGCAGCCACCACAGUGACUUCCGACACCAGAUGGCUCCCUGUCUGCUUCCACAAUUUUGCGCAGGUUGAAUUUAAAUUGAUUCAAUUUUGAUUUCGCUGAAGUCUGUCUAAUACCUUAUAUAUCAGCAUGAUAAAAGAAGCUUGGUGGUUUUCUCCGCACCGUAUGGCCAUAUAAAAUAAAAAAGAA